Messenger RNA from Haliotis rubra (blacklip abalone), 2477 nucleotides. Its product is annotated as T-box transcription factor TBX20-like. The transcript is spliced from 7 exons. Gene Ontology annotation, molecular function: DNA-binding transcription factor activity, RNA polymerase II-specific; RNA polymerase II cis-regulatory region sequence-specific DNA binding. Gene Ontology annotation, cellular component: nucleus. Gene Ontology annotation, biological process: heart development; positive regulation of DNA-templated transcription; cell fate specification. The record is from RefSeq and is a predicted model, not a curated record. Bases 217 to 1653 code for a protein of 478 amino acids. Lineage: Eukaryota; Metazoa; Mollusca; Gastropoda; Lepetellida; Haliotidae.
UUACAGUUCCGAGUGUAUUCCGAAUGCCAUUGGGAGUGCACAUUUUGGCACCUUCAUUACCACUGUGGGACGAAUUGUCAGUGUCUUGUCUGAAGAGACGAACCUCGCGUUUGAACAGCUUGCCUUUUGCGUUGUCAGACACAAGUGUCGUCUGCUAGACGAAACCCGACUCCUCAUGCUCUGCAGUCUGAUUGUAAAAAGCACGACCGUGUGAGAAUGAGUGUCUCAGAAAAUCCACGGACACCUGAAAGUAUGGACAGACAGAAAGAUGCGCUGCCGCAUUCUCCCCCAAGUGUUAAGCCACAACUAUCGUCUAAAGCCACGGCGUUUUCUAUAGCAGCUAUCAUCGGCUCCACGGAAGCAGACGACACUGAUAAAGUUAUUCCUGAAAGCAAGGUUCAAAUUUCACCAUUAGAACGUCUGGUCGAGUCCAACGAUGUUCGAGCAUCUCCUCCGCCGGACAUCAAGGUCAUCAAGAAGGAGAAGGUGGAGAAGACCACCAUGACAUCUACCGGCAGCAAGGAACUUGAGAACGUCCACUGUAGACUGGAGACCAAGGAACUCUGGGACAAGUUCCACGAACUCGGCACUGAGAUGAUAAUCACAAAGAGCGGAAGACGCAUGUUCCCGACGUUGCGGGUGUCGUUCACUGGUCUAGAGCUGGAGACGAAGUACAUGGUGUUGAUGGACAUCGUCCCAGUGGACAACAAGCGCUAUCGAUACGCCUAUCACCGGUCAUCUUGGCUAGUGGCGGGGAAGGCUGACCCCCCUCUCCCCACCAGGUUUUACGUCCAUCCUGACUCCCCGUUCACUGGCGACCAGCUGCAGAAGCAGACGGUCUCGUUUGAAAAGCUGAAACUCACAAAUAACAUGCUGGAUAAGAACGGGCAUGUAGGUAUUAUCUUAAACUCGAUGCACAAGUAUCAGCCCCGUAUCCAUAUAGUGAAGAAGCGGGAUGCCACACCCAAUCAGCCUUCCCUCACAAGUCUCGACGCCGAGGAGUUCAGGACUUUUGUGUUUCCUGAGUGCGUUUUUAUUGCAGUCACGGCCUAUCAGAACCAGCUGAUCACAAAACUGAAGAUCGACAGUAACCCAUUUGCCAAAGGAUUUCGAGACUCGACUCGGCUGACAGAAUUUGAAAGUCCUAUUUUCCGAGAGAGCAUGGAAAGCCUCCUCCACAACCACACUUACGCCCGCUCCCCCAUCCGUUCAUACACCGACGCCGAGCUCGAGGAGGUGAUGCUCAAACAGCGGGAAUACCUCCUAGCCAAGGAUGACCCGUCGUCUAUGGACAAGAACGGCGUGUUCCCGUCCCCUACCUGGUCAAUUUGGCGUCCUAUUUGCUCCACUAUGAUGAACUCGUCCUUCUACACAGCCAGUCGGCCGUUUUAUACAUUCUAUGGAGGCUUUCUUGGACUUGCAAACUCGAACGCACCGUUUCCAUCAGUAGCGUUCCAUCCGGGUCUCACGGGCGUGAACGGGUAUCCUCCUCCUGUGAGGGAGAUGACCCAACCCAGUGCAUCUGUGGUCCCCUCGGAACACUCACCCAGCCCUCACCAUCACCUGGGCAUGUACAACCGAUACCACCCAUACAUGUCCCCUGAUAAACUUAAAAGCCCUGACUCAACUAUGGUGGAUGGUUGUCACCCCUGAUGACCUUCACAUUGUGACUGCAAAGCUCCACACACCGAUAUGUUACACUUCCGGUCGUCAUCGAAAAUUCGGAGACGGCUUCAAUCGGGGACAUGUCUUUCAUCUAUAAUGGCUGUUAUGUGCAGAAAUUGACCACAGAUUAUACGGGGGAAGAUGUUAUGAGUGUUUUGUGUUGAUUUUGUUAUCAGUAAUAUAAAAAGCCAGAAAAUAUACUCUGCUCACAACUGUGAACACAACGCGAGAACUGGUACCUUAGUUUAUUAUUGACAAUUUGUUGAUUAUUGAAAUAUUUAUGGAAUUGACAAGUAAAAUUAUUAAUAUUUUCCUUAUUCUAUUUGUGAAUUAUUCACCUAUUGAUUUGAGAGAACGCAGAUAUAAACGAUUAGUUAACGAUGAGGGCGGUAUGAUAGCAUUGUGGUCUAAGUGUUCGCUAAUCGCUCGGAAGGAGCGGGUUCCACGUGGGUACGUGAUAUGAUAUAACUAGAAUAUUUCUGGAAGCAACGAAAACCAAACUCACUAAGCAGUUAACUAUGAACACGUGAUCGAUGCACAAAGUAACCAGAAUGCUGUGAUUUCAUUCCAAAUCAACAAGAAAGCAAACAUAGCUACGGGAAAAGACAAAUGUUUAUGAUUGUUGUACAGUCACAUAUCACUUGUAAAUAUUUCAUAAAGUUUGUAAAUGUCUUCCAUGUACAUGCAUGUAUACGAGAUUCUGUACCACUCUCCUCGCUGUACAAAGUGUGUUCAUAUCAAGAACUUGUGUUUGUAUGUUAUGUGAUAUAUUUCUGAAUCAGCUGUUCUGUAAAUAAAGAAAUUGACCAUGA